Molecule: messenger RNA, 4509 nt
Organism: Octodon degus (degu)
Lineage: Eukaryota; Metazoa; Chordata; Mammalia; Rodentia; Octodontidae
Gene: Rbak
Product: RB associated KRAB zinc finger
Exons: 5
Coding region: 379-2523 (714 amino acids)
Biological process (GO): regulation of transcription by RNA polymerase II
Molecular function (GO): DNA-binding transcription factor activity; RNA polymerase II cis-regulatory region sequence-specific DNA binding
Source: RefSeq, a predicted model, not a curated record
CUUCCGGUGAAUCCCAAGUGUCCCCUUCUGUGGCUGCAAGCCUUUGGCCUCGGUGGGUGCUAUUCGCGGAGCUUGUGGGGUCGGGGACACCAACAGGGCGGCACUGUGCAGGCGCUAGCUGUGCGAUUCAGGGUCCUCGCUGCUGGGCGGUGGCUCGAGUGGGACCGCAGCCGGAGCGCGAGCCUUUGGUGGAGACCGGAGGGGCCGGGCGGGCGGCGGCGCACCUGGCGCGGCGUGCAGCGACCUCGGCGGCCAGGCCGACUCUGCGGGACGGAGAUUUCUGCCUGUGCCUGCCAAAUAACUCCAGACCUCUGUGACCUUCGUUUUCUCCCGAGGUCCACCAGCAACAGUCAUUUACUUUCCCAAGAACAGCAGAAAAUGUACAGACUGCAGGGGCGAGUGUCAUUCAAGGAUGUGGCUGUGGACUUCACCCAAGAGGAAUGGCAGCAACUGGACCCAGAUGAGAAGACAACGUACAGGGAUGUGAUGCUGGAGAACUAUAACAACCUCAUUUCUGUGGGGUGUGAUGUUACCAAACCCAAUGUUAUCAUUAAAUUGGAGCAGGGAGAGGAGCCAUGGACAAUAGAAGAUGACUUCUCUCAUACUUGUUCAGAAGUAUGGAAGGUUGAUGAGCUGAUUGAAAGAAUCCAAGAAAAUGAAGACAAACAUACAAGGCAAGCUGUUGAUAUCCAUAGUCAAACCGUGUUGGAAGAGCAAAGGGACACAUUUGAUCAAAUUUAUAAUGUGGAAACAAAUCUUGUUCCUUCAAGCAUAAUAGCUCACAGAUGUGUCUCCUGUGGGAAGAAGUUAGAUUCUGUUUCAGAAUUAAUCAGUAGUGAUGGAAGCUAUGCAAAGAAGAAACUUGAUAUAUGUGAUGAAUGUGAGAAAAUUUGUCAUGGAGAAAACCUUUGUGAGUUUAAUCAAAGUGAAGACACUAGUUCUCAAAGUGAAGAAAGUAUUCUGCAGAAAAUUAAUGAUUUGGAGAAGCCCUUUGACUACGAUUGCAUGGAAGCCUUAGACAGCGAAGCUGUUUUCAUUGCUCAUCAUGAAGGAGCAUAUAUGAGGGAAAAGCCUUAUGAGUGGAAUGACUCUGAGCCAGACUUCAUCCAGAUGUCAAAUUUUAACUCCUAUCAGGGAUCACAAAUAGAAAUGAAGCCCUUUGAAUGCACACAAUGUGGAAAGUCCUUUUGCAAAAAGUCUAAAUUCAUCAUUCAUCAGAGGGCUCACACAGGAGAGAAACCGUAUGAGUGUAAUGUGUGUGGGAAGUCCUUUAGUCAGAAGGGAACACUCACUGUACAUCGCAGAUCACACUUGGAGGAGAAGCCCUAUAAAUGUACUGAGUGUGGGAAAACCUUCUGUCAAAAGUUACAUCUCACACAGCAUGUGAGAACUCAUUCAGGAGAGAAGCCCUAUGAAUGUAGUGAGUGUGGGAAAACCUUCUGCCAGAAGACACAUCUCACCCUACACCAGAGAAACCACUCAGGAGAGAGACCCUAUCCAUGUAAUGAGUGUGGGAAAUCCUUCUCACGCAAAUCAGCCCUCAGUGACCAUCAGAGAACCCACACAGGCGAGAAGCUUUAUAAGUGUAAUGAGUGUGGGAAAUCUUACUACCGAAAAUCCACCCUUAUUACUCACCAGAGAACACACACAGGAGAAAAGCCCUAUCAAUGUAGUGAAUGUGGUAAAUUCUUUUCAAGAGUGUCUUACCUCACUAUACAUUACAGGAGUCACUUAGAAGAGAAACCUUAUGAGUGUACUGAAUGUGGCAAAACUUUCAAUUUAAAUUCAGCCUUCAUCAGGCACCGGAAGGUACAUACAGAAGAGAAACUCCAUGAGUGUGGCGAAUGUGGGAACUUUUCUCAGUCAUAUCUCACUGACCAUGAUAAAACUGACAUAGGAGAGAAGGCCUAUGAAUGUAAUGAGUGUGGGAAACCUGUUCUUGAAAAUUCAGCCUUCAAUGAAAACCAGCCAGUUCCAGAAGAGGAGAAAACCUAUGAAUGUAAUAUAUGUGGAAAAUCUUUCUCUGAGUUGACUACCUAUACUGUACAUUACAGAGGACAUGCUGAAGAGAAGCCCUUUGGAUGUAAUGAGUGUGGGAAAACUUUCUCUCAUAAUUCAUCCCUCUUUAGACAUCAGAGAGUACACACUGGUGAGAAGCCCUAUGAAUGUUAUGAGUGUGGGAAAUUCUUCUCCCAAAAGUCCUAUCUCACAAUUCAUCAUCGGAUCCAUUCUGGAGAGAAACCAUAUGAAUGUAGCAAAUGUGGGAAAGUGUUCUCUCGGAUGUCAAACCUCACCGUACACUAUAGAAGCCAUUCAGGAGAAAAACCCUAUGAAUGUAAUGAAUGUGGAAAAGUCUUUUCUCAGAAGUCAUACCUCACUGUACAUUACAGAACUCAUUCAGGAGAGAAACCCUAUGAAUGUACUGAUUGUGGGAAAAAAUUCCACCACAGAUCAGCCUUCAAUAGCCAUCAGAGAAUUCAUAAAAGAGGAAAUAUGAAUGUAGUCAAUGUGGAACAUCCCUGAAAUCCAAUCUCAAUUUUUAGAAAAACUUCUGACUGGACGAAUAUGAGAAAUUGGGUAGGGAGCCUAGUAUUGUUAAUUUGACCAUUCAUCUUCCUGAAUGGGAAAAUUUUGAAGUGUUGGAUCCAUUUUAAUCUGAUUUUUCAGAGAAAAAUCUCUAACAGUACACCAAGUAGCAAAGCCUUCAAGAAGGCCAUGUAAUUCAUAGGACCCUAGAUAAUUUAUGCAGGCAUAAAAUUUUAUAAAUAUUUAUUUUAGUUUCAACUUGUAUAUACCUAUCAGGGAGUCAUACUAAGCAGAAAUAUCAAUAUGAAUGUGGAAAACAUACUGUCUUGAAAAUUGUUAUGCUAAAAGCCAUAUUUCUGAUGUAAAAACAAAUGUUUAUAGAAAAGAUAUCAGAAACUACCAGUUCUGAAUAAACGUUCAUUUUAUAAAAUGAAGUUUUAAAAUCAACAAGAGUUGAUAUGAGAAUUGUAGCAUUAAACUGCAUUUCCUAUUGUUUUUCAAAGCAAUCUAAUGGUAAUUCUAUGCAAUUCUAUUCAAGUUAGGAUUUGAAUAAUUUGUGAGAAGAUGGUCUUCUUACUUGAGUAUUGGGUGACAAAAUGUACUAACAGUGAUAUAUUGUUGGGAUAUUUGAUAGUUAUAUAAUGGUAAAAUAUAAUUUUCAGUUCUUUAGAGGAAUUUACAAGUCCAUUUUUAAAGAAAGCCUCAUCAGUAGAGGAGUGAUUUUCAACUUGAGCAAAAAAGGAUUUCUAAAAAUACUACUUUGGUAAAGUGUGCACACGUAAUUUGGGAUUUAGGCUGUUUUAGCAAAAGAACUAGUGCUGUAUGUGCUGUCCUACUCUAAAGUACCUCCAGUUCUCCACCUCGCGUGUUUUUAGAUCUAUAGAUUUGAGUACAUAGAAUUUCAUUCUGUAAUUGAGACAUUUUAUUUGAGUUUUUAUGUGAUACAGGUAUGACGGUCAUUUUAUUGCCCUUAUUCUCAUUACUUGGAACAAAUCAAUAUUAAGUUAAUAGCAGAUAUUUUCUGGUUAAUUAACUUCCUUCACUCGAUCCUGUAAAUCUUGAUGAGCUUACACCAAUAAUGAUCCAUUACAGUAGCAGCCUGUUCUUCACAGGGCAUCUGUUCCAAGGCCCCCAGGGGAUGUGUGAGAUGGCCGAUAGAUCCAGCCCUGCAUGUGCAGUGGCACUACAGCAAUCCUUCUGAAUACAUAUGUGGUUGCUAUGUCAUGGGUAGGUAGCAGAUACAGCAGAGAUUCAUUGGACAAAAGGGUGACUCAUGUUCCAGGCAGGAUGUGUAGGAUUUCAUCACACUAAUUAGAAUCAUGCACACAUUGAAACUUAUUUGUGAAAUUUCCCAUUUAAUAUUUUUGGACUGGCUAACCCUAUGAAACUGAAAAUGUACAAAGUAAAACUUUGGAUAAAGGGCUAUUGUAACUUGUUUAUAAUGGCCAUAUGACCCAGUCAUUCACAAACCAGGUUUGUUCUGGGAAAUGGGUAAACUGGUGAUCAAAUGGGUCUUAUUCCAGGAAUGCAAGAGUGGGUAAAUAUGACUUUAAGAAGUCAGUCACUGGUAAUCACAGAAAGGUGAUUUGGUACAUAGAAAACUCAUACAGUUAGUGUAUAUUUAUAAUCUUGGCACAUGUGGAUAGAAAGGAGCUUCCUUAAUUGGACAAAGAGUAACUUAAACUGUAAUGUGAUAUGCUUAAUGGUGACACAGUGAAAGUUUUUUUUUAAUGAUAAAAAGUCAAGGAUAUCGUCUAUCAUGGAGUUUUUUCAGCAUUUUACAAAAGGUCUUAGGGAGUUUUAAAAUUAUAUAUGUAUGUAAAACUAUGCAGAGAUAUAACUAACUUGAUCUUAGCCAAAAAAGGCUUAGAAAAUAGAAUAUUCUAUGUAAUAUUCAGAUAACUAGUGAUUUGAGCAAGGUCCCUGUAUAUAAGAUCAUUUUGCAAAAGUUUUUUAUUAUACCAACAAAAAAGAAAAUCUGAU